Stylonychia lemnae is the source of this 1029-nucleotide messenger RNA. The record is from the annotation of a GenBank genome assembly. Lineage: Eukaryota; Ciliophora; Spirotrichea; Sporadotrichida; Oxytrichidae.
AUGAGACAAUCAUUAUCAAUCACAAUUGCUGUAGUCGGUGUUGUCGCUGCCCUCGCAGUCUUCACCAUCAACGAAUCAGCCAGAUCAACUCAACUCUACGGUACUAACUAUAGUAACGACAACAUCGUCUUCGCCAACUACUUGGCUAAGUACGGAAAGAGCUAUGCCACCAAGGAGGAGUACGAAUUCAGACUUCAACAAUUCUAGGCUAAUCUCGCCAAGAAUGCUCAACACAACUCUUAAAACGGUGUCAGCUACCACCUAGGUAUCAACAAGUUCACUGACUACUCACCAGCUGAGUAUAAGAGACUCCUCGGAUUCAAGAAAUCAUCCCACUCACACUCACUCUAAGCUACUCUUUUGCAAGAGACUAAUAACACCGAGGGUAUUGACUGGAGACAAAAAGGUGCUGUCACAGGAGUUAAGAACCAGGGUCAAUGUGGUUCAUGCUGGGCCUUCUCCUCAACUGGUGCCCUUGAAGGUCACUUCUUCCUUAGUGAUGGCAAACUAGUCUCCCUCUCUGAGCAACAACUAGUCGAUUGCUCUCACAAUGGAAACAAUGGUUGCAAUGGUGGUGAGAUGUAUCUUGCCUUUGAUUAUGCCACUAAAUCUCCACUAGAGACCGAAGCAGACUACCCAUACUUGGCAGCUGAUGAAAAAUGCUCCUAUAUUGCCUCAAAGGGAGUUGUUAGAGCUGCUAACUUCCAAAGAGUCGAAGCCAACAGUGCUGCUCAACUUAAGACUGCAAUUAAUCAAGGUCCAGUUUCAGUCGCCAUUGAAGCUGAUCAAUAUGUCUUCCAAGGCUACUAAUCAGGAAUCUUGGAUAGCACUGCCUGUGGUACUCAACUUGAUCACGGUGUCCUCGCUGUUGGUUACGGUUCAGAGAACGGCAAAGAAUACUACAUCGUAAAGAACUCAUGGGGUACCAGCUGGGGUGAAAAUGGAUUUGUCAGAAUUGCCAUUGUAGAUGGAGAGGGUAUCUGUGGAAUUCAAAAGGAUGCUGUCUACCCAUUCACUGUUAGAGCUUGA